This is a messenger RNA of Phalaenopsis equestris, 436 nucleotides long. RefSeq names its product subtilisin-like protease Glyma18g48580. The transcript has 4 exons. NCBI's taxonomy places the organism in Eukaryota, Viridiplantae, Streptophyta, Magnoliopsida, Asparagales, Orchidaceae. Bases 128 to 436 code for a protein of 102 amino acids. The record is from RefSeq and is a predicted model, not a curated record.
GUCAAUUUUAAUGCGCAGGCGUGAUUCAUUCAAAUUCCCCAUUUAGAAGGUUCGUCAUUCUAUAAACAGAGCAGAAAGUGAUCAGUCUCCUGUGCUUCUAGCGCAGAGAGGAAGAAGAAGAAGGAAGAUGAAGAAGAUUCAGAAAACAAUGAACUUUCUGCCGUUUCUUCUCAUCUCAGCCUUCUAUUUUCUUCAAUGCCCGGCUUUUGCUGCUCAAAAGUCCUAUGUUGUUUACCUCGGAGCCCAAUCCGACUUUGCAGCAGAAUUCUCUGCUGAUGCUAAUGAAAUCGUGACACAAUCCCACUUUGAGCUCUUGGAAUCAUUCCUUCAGAGCAAGGAGAAGGCCAGGGAUGCAAUCUUCUACUCUUACACAAGAUGCAUCAAUGGCUUCGCAGCAAUCCUGGAGGAGGAAGAUGCUCUGGAGAUCUCAACGUGA